Molecule: messenger RNA, 924 nt
Organism: Elgaria multicarinata webbii
Lineage: Eukaryota; Metazoa; Chordata; Lepidosauria; Squamata; Anguidae
Product: olfactory receptor 5AR1-like
Biological process (GO): sensory perception of smell; G protein-coupled receptor signaling pathway
Cellular component (GO): membrane
Molecular function (GO): odorant binding; G protein-coupled receptor activity; olfactory receptor activity
Source: RefSeq, a predicted model, not a curated record
AUGUCCCAAUGGAAUCAUACCACAAAAACUGAAUUCAUUUUUCUUGGAUUCACAAAACAAAAAGAGCUGCAAUUGCCCUUCUUCAUUCUGUUCCUAAAUGUCUAUAUUGCCACCUUAGUGGAGAAUCUGGGCAUGGUUUUACUGAUCAGGAAUGACUCACAGCUACACACUCCCAUGUAUUUCUUUCUUAGUCAUUUGGCUUUUGUGGAUAUCUGUUACUCUUCAGCCAUCACCCUGAAGAUGUUGUUGGAUCUCUUGUCAGAGAGAAAGAGCAUUGGGUUUUUCAGUUGUGCCACUCAAACGUUUUUCUUUGUCAUAUUUGGAAUUACUGAGUGCCUCCUCCUGCCUGUAGUGGCCUAUGAUUGUUAUGUGGCUAUUUGUAACCCCCUACUUUAUUCAGUCAUUAUGUCUGGCAAAAGGUGUGUCUGCCUAGUAGCUUGCUCAUACACAAUUGCUUUGUUCCAUGCAGUUACACAUAUCGUGUUCACGUUUACUUUAUCCUUUUGCAAAUCAAAUAAAAUCAGUCAUUACUUCUGUGAUAUUCCUCCGCUUCUCCAGCUUUCUUGCUCUGAUACCCAUAUUUACGAGAAGGUGAUAUUCGUGCUAGUAGUAACCACCACAGUGACCAUUAUUGUUUCCUAUACCUGCACACUGGCCACAAUCUUGAAGAUACACUCCACAGAGAGCAGGCGCAAAACCUUUUCGACCUGCACCUCCCACAUGUUGGUUGUUUUCAUGUUUUAUGGGACAAUUUUCUUCAUGUAUCUACGGCCUACCUCCAUGUACACACUGGAUCAGGACAAAGUGGCUUCCAUGUUUUACACAGUGGUGAUCCCUGUGCUGAACCCCCUGAUCUAUGCCUUGAGGAACAAGGAGGUGAAAUAUGCUCUCCAAAGAGCAAUCAAGAAGACAUCGCUAUCCUGA